Molecule: messenger RNA, 1469 nt
Organism: Acanthoscelides obtectus
Lineage: Eukaryota; Metazoa; Arthropoda; Insecta; Coleoptera; Chrysomelidae
Source: the annotation of a GenBank genome assembly
GACAGUACACGUCACGUAACACAUCAAAUUGACACUUGGCAAAAUUUGAGGUUAGCUCAAAAGUAAAUAUGAAACGGGGAGCAUUUGGAUAAAACCAUAUUGUCAAAAUGAUGCGGAUCUUAACCAUUUGGUUCCAAUCGUUAAAUUUUCUGUGAUAUACAAUCCACCACAUCGGAAUAGAUGAAUACCACCUCAAUACAUAUGAAUCUUAUAGACGAAGACGAAAUGGUCGCAACAAAAGAUUGGAGGAAAGCUCUAAGGGCUCAGCCAGCAUAUCGUGUGGUAAAUAGGACUAUACGUGGGCAAACGCUGUUCACGUGGACCGUCGGAUUAACAGGAUUAUUUUUUCUAAUUUAUUUUUACGCAAAUUCAACCACACGAUCUUCUAGCAGGGUCUUACGGAGUAGUGACUACAAUUAUACCUAUCCACUGACUAGGCCUAUCAAGACUAGUAAUAUGCAUAGGUUCAAAAUAGGAAUAAUAGCAGAUUUAGACACAAAUUCCAAAAGUGAUAAAGAAAAAAACACAUGGGUUUCUUAUCUAAAAACUGGAUACCUCAGUUAUAAUCCUCAAAAGAAAACUGUAACUGUAGCCUGGGAUCCAAAAGAGCCUGAAGUAUUGAAGACAAGUUAUGCCUUAAAAGGACGAGGGUGUGAAUUGUCAGAAUUAGUGACAUUCAAUGGCAAAUUGCUCACAUUUGAUGAUCGAACAGGGAUUGUUUUUGAAAUUGUGAGGAACGAUGUUAUUCCGUGGGUUGUGCUUAUGGAUGGUGAUGGACAGAAUCAGAAAGGAUUCAAGUCAGAAUGGGCAACAGUUAAAGAUGAAGUAUUAUAUGUAGGUUCCAUGGGUAAAGAGUGGACUACUCCCAGUGGAGAAUUUGUUAAUAAUAACCCUCAGUAUGUCAAAAUGAUUGACACCAAGGGAACUGUGAUUCAUGUCAAUUGGGUGGAAGAAUACAAAAGAAUCAGAGAAAUCCUAGGUAUCCACUGGCCAGGAUACAUGCUACAUGAAAGUGGUGUAUGGUCUAACAUUCACCAGAGAUGGUUCUUUUUGCCGCGACGUUGUAGCAAAGAACCUUACAAUGAGAUUCUAGAUGAGAGAAAAGGAUGUUCAGUAUUGAUCUCAGCUGACAGGGAUAUGCAUGAUGUCAAAUAUCUAGAGAUAACUAAUUCUCGACCAACGCGGGGCUUCUCCAGCUUCAAAUUCAUCCCCACUUCUGAUGACCAAGUGAUCGUAGCCUUGAGAACUGAAGAGCUAGAGGGCGCCACUUCUACUUACGUCACAGCCUUCACCGUGGAUGGCGAGAUCCUAUUGGACGAUAUCUUCAUCGCAGAUGCCAAAUACGAGGGAUUCGAAUUCAUUUAGCAUUCCUCAUUUCACACUGAUGGUGCUGUACAAAAGUUUCUCUGUAUAUAUUGUUAAAUUUAUUUGUUUUUUUAUUAAAUAAAUGUCAAAAGACUUAUUUUUGA